AUGUUAAAGACGCGCAAAUGGCAUUCCCUCAGCCGACACGCGGAGUUUUACAUCACUGUCCGAGGAAGCCUGCUAAGAAAUCGCCCAAUGAACGAUCGUACAAUUGGAAACUGGACUCAUGAACCGGAAGAGCGAAAACUCAUCAUUUGGUCCCAUAUAGGGAUGUGGUAUGAUGAAGUACAACUCUACAAUCGUCUGAUUGAUAUCAUAAUUAACCCUAAGCUCAAGCGUGGCGCCAGCCACGUGCACUUGCACACACUAGUUGAAGCCGUUGAGUUGUAUAUACCGGAGUUGCUCCACGUACCAAAUACUGGUCUCUUGCACUUUGUGCUCGUACGACAUAUUUUGAAUUCAGAUCUGCAAAGCUUUGAGCAUCAUGUUCGCACCCAAUGCUGCUUGGGCUUUAUAGAAGGAACGAUUGUCUUCCGUCUACCGGUCUACCAAGUGGAGACUAAGCUAGGGUACCAACGAGAGGGGCUCCAAUGGUCAAUGGAACAUGCCUACCCCAAGAGGACAAUGAACGGGGGUUUAUUUUUUCACAAAAAAAGAAGGCCGCCUGCGGAGAAAAGAGGCUGGGACUUCAUGGUGAGAACCGUUCUGUACGAGAUAUGGUUGAAUCGCAAGGAUUUAUCUCGAUCGACAUUCUGGCAUGUCGUUGCACCAGAAACUGAACAGAUCACGACCUUGCUAGAUAACUGCCUAGCCUCGCAGACAUUUUGCUAUGCUUGGCGAAAUGGGUCAAAGGCGGAACCGAAGCAAAUGCGCCCCGAACAUACAGGAGCGUGCAUAAGCAACCUCUGGGGUUAUGCUGAAUCGUUGACACUUGGAAGUCGGGCGUUGAUGGUUCCUACGGAAUGGAAUUGCGGAUAUUUCGCGGAGGUCAAGUUGCGUAAUUGGGUCUUCAAUAGGGGGAACGACUUGAACGCUGUUUCUUCGUCUACUGGUUUGGCUAGCCUGAGGGGAGAUUAUAUUUGA
This is a messenger RNA of Suillus paluster, 975 nucleotides long. RefSeq lists its product as uncharacterized. The transcript is spliced from 4 exons. NCBI's taxonomy places the organism in Eukaryota, Fungi, Basidiomycota, Agaricomycetes, Boletales, Suillaceae. The record is from RefSeq and is a predicted model, not a curated record. The coding region runs from base 1 to 975 and encodes 324 amino acids.